Molecule: messenger RNA, 11503 nt
Organism: Magallana angulata
Lineage: Eukaryota; Metazoa; Mollusca; Bivalvia; Ostreida; Ostreidae
Exons: 16
Coding region: 703-10464 (3253 amino acids)
Molecular function (GO): protein dimerization activity
Source: RefSeq, a predicted model, not a curated record
UAAAUGUGACCCAGAUUCAAACUGCAGGGAUAGACUUUUGAAUAGUGAUCAGACAGAUAUUUAAACACAACAUUGAGAAACAUUAAAGAACUGGUGUGUGUCAAGAAAUAUUACUGAUACCAUGGAUACUAGUAAUAAUAUUUUUUUCAACCUUGAGAAACUUCAUUUACUGAAAUUAUUUUAAUUUUACAUGAAGUGGUUAUGUCUGUCGAUGGUCUGACCAUGAUCCUGUUACAUAAAUAUGGUAGGCUGCAUGAACUAGAAAUUUCUACUAACCUCAUUGUUUUAAAACAUCUUUAUGAUACAUCUGUAUAAUGUUUAGAUUUUAUAAUUAUCCAGAUUGUAUAACGUCAUUAAAUGUUGAAAUUUUGUCUUUAUUGGGAUAACUGAUAGUUAAUAUCUCUAUAAUGAUUAUUGGUAGUUUUGAUGGUAAUAGAAUUAGUCCUAAGGUGCAAUGUUUUGUCUGUACAAAAAUAAAGGAAGUAAAACUCCAAAAGCUGUAAUCUUUAACUUCCUUGUUUUCAAAAAAACGUGUUGAAAAUUGAUAUAAUGAUAUUGCUUCAAACCUAUUUGAUGUAUUUGAAUUUCUUUUGCUGUUCAAAAUCAAAAGUACAAGAUAGUGUGGAUAGUAAACUUAAAAAUACAGAGUGUGAUGAAUGAAAACAAAAAUGUUACCAUGGCGAAUUUUGAUGAUAACAAACUAUGGCCCAAGCCAACAAGGAACACUGCAUAAAGAGACCCUUACUGCAAGUCAAGCCCCUGAACCAAUACUGGAGUGAAAAAGAUUUGUCAGAGAGUAUAGACAGACCAUUUGUGUCAGUCACUAAACUGGAACCAAGAAGGAAUGAUUUACAAUACAUCGGAUCAAAACCGAAAUCCAGCCCACCUAACCAGGAACCGACACUCAAAGACCUCACAGACAGCCCAAUAAACCAGGAAACAGGGCUCAACACAAAAGGCUGUCUAAAGCACCAAAAAAAGUUCUUAAGCAUCAAAACCUGUGAAGAUAGUUGCAGACACUGUGUCAGUGUAUUUACAAGUGUUAAAGAAGCUUUUCAGACUCUAUCAAGAGAAGGACUUUGUGAAACCCCCUUGGUUUGCCUUGAAAAUGUCUUCAAAUCAACUUCAGGCCAUAUUAAAGCGGUGAACAUAGCAGAUGUGAAAAAACUGAUGAAUCGUUCCCAAUCAGACAUUCAGAAGCAACACCAAGAAAACUUUGAAGCAGAACUGAGAAAGAGGUUACAGAGGAAAUCCCCUGUUGAAAAUACCUACAAAGAUUCUUCUAUGGAGGACACAGCUGACAGAUGUCUUGAUGUUUAUUGUGACACACCUGUCAAGCAGAAUCCAACUGGGAAGGGGAAAGCUAAAGGAAGAAAGAAAGCCAUUGAUGGUGAAAGUCCUAAAGCCUCCCCAGUGAAACAAUCUACUGCUGAAAACUGUGUCGCUGGUAAUGCAGAGGCUUCUGAUGGAACUUAUGAUCAUGGAGCGGAGGAAGACAAACAAGUGAAAGGCAAGAAGAAAGGAAAAGGGUCACCCUCUAAAAAGAGCAAGACUCCUGUGGUAGAUACUCUGUUUGGGGACCACACAAAGAGCACACCUGAAAAACAGGUUACUAAAAAAAGGAAACCGAAGGUGAAAAUUGAUCAUGGGACACCAGACAUUGAAAUCGAUUCUACCUCGUACACACCUUCACCUGAUUCUAGUAACAAGAAAUCCUCUUUAAAACUUUCUGCAUCUGGUCUAUGCACACCUAGUUUGGGAAAAGAGUUGCACAUACAAAUAAACCACAACGAUUCUGCACAUUCUAGUACUUCUCCAUCAAAGGACUCCUCGUGUUUAGAGCCUGCAGGUAGCCCCUCCAAUCUUUCACCUUCAAAAGAAUUGGGACGAAGAAUCAGAGCACCAAAUAUGAGGUAUUCUGAUGAUAUUCUUCUCCUGCCGUUGAAGUCUCCUAGAAGGAGCAGGUCUCCAAAGGGGAGUGCAGAGAAGGAGGGUUUCCCUGGAACUCCCGAAGACUCUCCCCGGGAAGGUGUCUCUCCUGAAAAGGGCAAGAAAUCCGAAGAAGGCCAGUCUUCACAGUUAUAUUCCUUACUGACUAACAAAGCUCAGUCUAAUAAAGUUGUGAUAGAAAAACCUGUGUCUGACCACAAACAAAACAACAUUGAUACUUCUUUAAAGGGAAAAGACACUUCCCCCAAAUCAUCUCACUCCAAGUCAUCCCCAUUGACAAAUGGGGUGGUUGAUGGUUUAGAAACAAAAUCUGAGAAGUCCUCUGAGAAAACUAAGAAGAAAAGAAGGAAGAAAACUGAUAAAGGGACUGCAGAUGCUCCAAAACCCAAGAGUACAGCAAAAUCUGAGAAGAAAUUAGAAAGUCCUCAGAAAGUAAAAAGUUCCAAGUCUGGAGCUGUGAGAGUUCUUCAGUUUGACGAGAAUGAGGAGAAAACUGAAAAGUUAUCACCAGAAGAAGAUAAAACAGUAAAACCUAAAGCUCCAGGAAAAGGCAAAAAAAUUGCAACUCCUAAAAAACCAAAGAAAACCACAGAAAAGGGUAAAAAGGCUGUGGCAAAAUCCUCUCCUGGAGUGUUAGAAUCCAGUUCAAUGAACCAAUCAGCAGACAUGUCAGAACUCAGUGAAUCCAGAUCUGGGAGUGUAAAUACCCCUGCAACAUCUGCCCAUUCAGCAGAAAGCGGCGCCUCAAAAUCUUUCAACUUAUUUUCCUUGAUAGCUAAAGUAAAAGACAAUAUGAGUUCAGUGACAUUUCCAGAGUUUGCUGAUGAAGUUCUUUUGAUAGCUGAGGAGGAGGAUACCAGCAAGGAAGAUUUAAAUGAGAGCAGUGAAAAUAAUUCAAAAGCAGAGAGUGAAAAUGCAGAGUACAAUCCAGAUAGCAGUGAAAUUGUGGAUGAUUUCUUCUCUGCUGACUUUUUGAAAGUGUCUCCAAAACGUCUAGUAAAAUCACCUUCCAGGGAAGCACAAAACCAUCAGGAGACAAAUGUAAAUGAGGAAUCAUCUUCAAAACAAAGUUUAGCAAAAUUAGAGAAUAUUCAGAUGAAGAAGAAUGUUUCUUUAGAUACUGUGAAUGAUGAUACUGUGACAAGUUCAACAAGUCAAGUUUCCCCUAUUCGAACAAAGACUUUAGAUGGUACUGCAAAGAAAGAUGAUUGCGUCAAGAAUAGUAGUUUAGAAUUAUUUGAUGAGAAAAAGUUGGAAGAAUCAUCCAGUUCCAUUGAUCCAACCGCUCCUCUGACGAUUGAUACUCAGGAAAGACGAAAUAUUUUUGAUGCAAUCAUGACAGAUUAUCCAUCUCCAAAUAAUGUAAAAGAAAAUUCAGAGAGCUCAGAAAAAGAAAGAGAGAAAUCGGAAAUGGAUGAAUAUAGCAGUAAUUUACAAGCUAAUUGUGAUAACAAAACUAUAUCCCCAAAAGUCAAUGACAAUUUAUCAAUCUCCCUACAAGGUGAUAAAUCCAUUAUUGAAAAAAUUCAGGUGAAAUUGGGCAUUCCUGUGGAAGAGUGUUCUGAACAACUCAAGAGUAACAGUAAAUGUGAUAGUCCUAAGAAAAUGUUAGACACUGGAAGGAGUCCAACUAAACCCAUCCCAUCACCUGUGAAGAAAAGAGUUCCAAGCUCAGCUUUAGAUGAGGAGAAAGAACAUAACAGUACGAAAGGAAGUUCUGACUUUGAGAUUGUUAUGGAUACAGUUGAUGAUCAACCAUUGGCAAUGGAGAUGGACUCUGAUUCCACACCUUCUCCCCCUCCAGAUGAAAGGGCUGGCUCUGGUCGGCCUGUUCCUAGAAUGUCCACUCAGAGAUCCACAAAAGAACCGGCUCCUCUCAGUGUUCUCAGCUCUGUUGAAUCGGAAGUCAAGGACAAGAUGUGUGCUUUCACCAGCACUUCUUUGAAUAAAUACCUAGAUACCAAAACCAACAGGAAAGUUAAACUCAGCAGACCUGUAAAACUGAAUGAUUCAGAUGAACGUCUGGUGGAAGACUCGGAGGAUGAGAUGGAAGAUGUGACUGAAAUGCCUGAGCAGUACAAUGAGUUUUCAGGAAUGAUUGAACAGUGUGAACCAUCUUUUGAUGAAGUUGAUGGAGUGUUGUUCACUUCGUUUUCCAAUGAGGAAGCAUUGAAUGCUCAUGUUAAAGUGGAAAGAAAGUCAAAGAUAGGCAAGAAUGAGAGCAUUUUGUUGGGCAUGGCUAGAAUGAGAAAUCUGCGAGAGAGGCAAAAUCAAAUUAGGAACAGUGUCCAUCAGAAAAAGGAUGCCAGAUUAAAAGCAUUGAAGGAACAAUAUAAGAUCAACCAAAGUCUUCAAGGAAUGCACCUUGUUCUUAUGAAGUACCAGAGGCUCUUCAAGAGGGAGCUUAUUUUGCAGCUUAUGGCCAAGGAACAAGAAAGUCCUGGAAGCAUUAGAGGAAAAACUCCCAAGAAAACCUCAGACAUAACCCAGAUCAAAGGAUGGAAGCACAAGUUUGGAGCAGAUGACGACAGCCUAGAUAUGAAAGCAAACAUGGGAAAGCUCCACUGGAGAACAGAAGAGAGGCUAUUAAGGAAUCAUGACCCAGAGAAGCUCAAACAGAUGGGACUGGAACUAAAGAAGAAAAGGAGGAAGAACCUUGUUUUUACUAUCAGGAAGGGAAUGUCAAAAGGUGACCCUAGCAAGGGGGACAAGAUGGAACUUGCAGCUCAGGCAGAUGAAGAAGGAAACAUCAUGGAAGGUGAAGUGGAAAGGCUGGAUGGAGAAAGCAGCAUAGGUCAAGAACUGAUUGAAAUGGGAUAUGAAAUCAUAGACAGUGAAAAACAGAAACUUAGGGACAAAAAGCAAAGGGAAAAAUACAAAAAGUAUCUUAUGAUAAAGCUUAAGCUUAAUAGUGAAGAUAUAGAUAUUCUUAAGAAGCUUGGUGGUCAAAGGUUAAGAAGUGCAUUAAAAUCAGAGAGUCCUAAAAAAUUACCCCCUCCACGGCCCCCCAUCUCUCAAGGUACAGAGGAUGGCGACAAAGAUGGUGAGAACACUAAAGAGAGCACUCCUGAAUCACCAUCCAAAAAGAAGCGGAAGAGGAAGAAGAAUUACUUCAAUAUCAUCACUUUAAACAGCAGCAUGGCAAAUGCAGCAGUGAGUGCUUUACAUUCCAAAUUCGUUGUGAAGAAAAAGAAAGCAAAGGCAGUGAAAGCCAUAAAACAGGAACCAGUGGACCCAGAUUUUGAUGAGAAGAAGGAGCAGAUAGAGGGUGAGGCAGCAGGCAAUAAGGCUGAGAAAAAGACAGAAGAGAAGAAAGAUGCAGAUGGACAGAUGAAAGAGGUCUUUGACAAGAUGUGUGACAAACCAGAUGACUGUGUGAUGUUGUUCAAAGGGGGUUGUCGCUAUGGUUGUAUCUGUCACCUCUGUAGAUUCUCAGGGGAGUCGUCUGAAUCUCUCGACAAGAAAAACGCAGAGAAAAAAUGUACGAAGGAGUACUGCCGCCUUGGGUGUAUCUGUGAUGACAGCCAUGAAAAAGUCGGGAAACAGCACUGUGGGAAACCGGAAUGUAUGAUAGAGUGUACAUGUGAGCAAGUUCCCAGUGGGCGUAACAGUCGAUCAUCAUCCCAGGGGGAGAGGCUGUCCAGCGGAGGAAACUCUGAGGAUAACCAGUCCAACCCACCGGAAGAGAUCUCUGCCAAGAAGGGCGGGAAAAAGAAUGAAGUAAUUCCCAGGAGAAAAUCAACAUACAGACUAGCCAAAAAUUUGGAUGCUGUAAGUCGGAAAGCCAUGCUGGUGUACGAGGCCAGUGAAAAAUAUGAGACUCAGAAAACAAGGAAUCGUCGCAAGCAGGAGUUUGGUGAUGGCAGCACUAACCCUCACCCUGAUCCCAGGCCACUGUCACAAGCUUCCUCUAUCCCUGUUACAUCAGUAACCACCUUGGGUUCAUCUCUCCAGAGGAAACCUCCGGUUACUCUGGUUCAUAACACAGUUCCAAUACAGCCCAAGACAGGAGGGGCCCUUAUCAGUGUCCCCCAACCCAAGACUGUACAGGCCACACAGUCGGAGCUCUUACGACGCUUCACAGAGAACAUUAAGCCUCAGAAGAAGUCUGAUGACACAGAGAUGGCGCUGUUUGAUUCGGACUCGGAAGGGGAGGAUGUUCAGGAAGUUUACUCCUGUGCACGUGUGGAUGCACACUACUACAGAGGCUCUCACCCUAAAAAGUGUACCUGUGGUAAGGACCACAUUCAGAGCCGUGCGGUGUCAUCACAGUGUCUACCACAAAGCGGCGGUGGUCAGUCCGUCAGCAGUGGAUUAUCAGCUCUACAACAGAGAUUGACUGGGAAGCACCUGGCUGAGGCUGUGUGGCAAACUCAGUGGGUGUGUCUAAAGAGCAACAAACCCCCAACAGAAAACGAAGGACAGGCCGUCAAACUCCUGGAGAUCCUCUCCAACUGUAACUGGGAGCCCCACAAACAGAAGAUCCUGUCCCGAAUCUCCCGACAGAUUAGCCAGGUGCACGGGGAUGGGCAUACACUAGCUGAUGGCUACCCUCCUCCCUGCCUGAUACACAUAGGGGAGUUUGAGAUUGAGUUCCUCCCAAAAUCCAGCAAACCUGCCACCAUUCCUCCAGAAGUCAGGAGCAACAUGCCAUCAGCCAUAUUCUCUAUCCGAGUCAGGAUUUCUCUCAGGGAUUUAAAUUUUCCGAAACUUUUCAAGGCUCUUCCUCUGGCUUGUACACCUAAAACCAAGACUAUAUCUCGCACAGUAACUUCAUUAUCCCAGAAUGUGAAUGUCACAACAAGUAGUGAAUCAGUGAACAAAUCUGGCAUGAAUGUGACGGGAAUUUCUGGGUUCAGUCGCCUUCAGAUCAACAAACACUCCAUCCAGAAAGAUGUGAACUCUUCCUCAGACAGAUCUCACCUCCAUCCUUUUUCUGCACAGCAGAUGAGUCACAUGAAACCUUCCCAGCUCCUUACAUCGAUCCAGACCCUGACAACAUCAGUGCCCUUGCAGAGUAGUAGUGUUAGAACUCUGGCCCCUAAUACAGGGACCCUGAGCAAGGUCCUGUCGGCUGGUCCCACUGCCUCACCCACCAUUAUUGUGUCAUCUACAGUUGCCGAGUCCAUUUCUACCACUUCCUUGAUAUCAACAAGGAUUCAUUCCAGUGUUUCCAGCAGUUCAGGGAAGGCAGGGACUUCUCUGCUCCAAGCUUCAACCUCAGCCAGUGCUUCUGCUCCUCAGCAAAAUCUUGUGAUAAAUUCAGAGAGACCAUCUCUAAGUAUUCUCUGUACCGCUCAGGAAGUGAAAUCUACAGCUAAGGAAACUGAAACUACUUCUACAACAGAUGCAAUAUUACCUUCAUCCUCAUCGGCCCCUGUUCCAACUCAUCUUAUAUCAAAUCCGAUCAAUGUUAUUGCUACCUCGGUGGUGACUGUCACCACAUCAGUCACCACAGGUAGGCCAGUCACCGCCGUGAGUGUAGAGCAGAGGGCUGUGUCCCUGAUCAGACACCCUCUUAACCAGGCACCACAAACGGGCGUCAAUAAGACGACUCUAGCAUCCCUCCAGUCUGUCCUACAGAACAAAGCAGUCUCCUCCUCUGCUUCCUCAAUAACAGCAGCUAAACCUUUAACUACACCAUCAUCGACACCUGUUCUUCCUACUUCUACAUGCACCUCGGAGGUAAAGGUCCCAGGAAAUAACAAUGCUAUGCAGGUCCAUGAUCUCCGUCCUCCUGCCAGCCUUAGUAUUGCUCAGGUGCAGGAGAAAGUUUGUGUUUUAGGUCCCAAAUCCUCCCCUGUGACCUUACUGGGUCCCUUCACUUCCCCCUCAAGUAUUCCAAAGGUCCUCCCCCAGAUGAAAAUAGUCCAGUCGUCUGUUGUUGACAAAGAUGGAAAGCCGGUCAUUCAUCUUGUCCCAUUUACCGGAGCAGUGGGUGGAAAAACCUUACCAAUGACAACAGUCAUAAAGAGCUUGCCAGUAGGGAAUGCAGGGGGACAGCAGGCAGAUACCACAGGGGUGAUGAAGAAUCCCACCAAUGUGUACACACUGUCAGAUGUCUCCACCACUACAACCAGUGUUGCUCACAUUUCCAACACAUCAACUACAGUCACUCAGAGCACUGCCCCGGCCAUGUCAGAGAAAGUUCAGGGACCUAUGCUGCCUCAACACGGAGAUCAAAUUCUUCUUGUGUCUAGUGAUGAAAAUAACAUUAAACUGUUGAACAAACUCAAGAAAAAUGAAAACAGAAAAAAUCCCAGUGACAAUAGCAUCAAAGCAGAAGAAAGCAAGAAAGUGGAAGAUGAAAAUAAUGCUGGGGAGAAUAUUGAUCAGUCUUCUGUUUCCGUGAAAAGAAAACUGGACGAUGAGCCAAUGGAAGAAAGGAAAAAGGUGAAAACAAGUGACAAUGAGGACAAAAAGUUGGCUGAUGUGUCCAGUAAUGUGAAGGAUAGUAAUAGUGUUCUGGCUAAAAUCCUCAUGUCGGACGCAGUGAAGGAAAGGUACACAAAAUACAGGGAUAUCAAGGCCGACAAUGUAAGGAAUGAAGGGGAGAUAAAACAGGAAGUCAGUUCAGAGUCAAACAAUUCCAAGGUUAAGGAAAAUUUGAAAGGCAGCAUAGAAAAUAUUGAGAAGACUCAGGAUGCAGACUUUGACAGUGACUGUGGCAGCCCUGACAACAGGCAUUCCCAAAAUGCAGCGGAACUAGACUCCAGCUGUGAUAAAAGCGAUGAGUCUGAUGCGACUGUGGUGGGUGGGAUCGAUGCAGAGCAAAAAGAGGCCGAGGGAGGAAAAAUAGAAUCAACUGUUGAAAAGUGUACAGAGGACCAGGCCACCGGUAGUAAAACAGAGGAAGUGUAUUCUGAGAAGGACCAUCCUGAAGUCAUACAUAUUCUGGACUCUCCUGUGAAAAAGCCUUAUAGUAAACCUAGUGAAGAAUCCAAAAUGAAUAUUGUAUCAAAUGAAACCGAUUCUUUAGCUUCCAGUACAAAGGAAACGCUCAAGCGAAGGCUCUCUCAAGAGGCUGAGACAGAUAGUGGUAAGAAACCGAGAACAGAGGACGAGGACAGUCAAAAGAUGAAGACUGAAGAGAAUGCUGAGGAGAAUGAGGAGGAGCUGUGUAUGACUGUUGAGGACACAGAUGACAUGGCUGUCAUUAUUCCCAAUGAGGACUGUGUGGAAAUUGUCAACUCCUCAGAUGAGGAGGUGGAUAUAGAGACAGAGAUAGAGACCAGCAUGAACAAGUUGCUGAGGAAGCAGUCUGACACCGCCUGGGAGUUCUUCAACCCGAGCUGUAACGUCCACUGUAUCAGCAAAAAGCCACACGCCAAGCGCAAGACCAACCUACAGGCCAUCUCCAAUAGCUUCAGGGACGAGAUCCACUUCAAAGAGGGUGUGCUGAAUGAUGACAAAACAAGGAAAGUUCAACAGAAGAAGGCAAGGGAGAAGCAGCGCCGUGAGGAUAUGAGACAGGCAUUUAAAACUUUAGCUGAAUCCAUGUAUGGGGAGGACAGAGAUAAUACAAAGUACUGCGAGAUCCUCAACCACACCGAACCCAAAGUACAGCUACUCAACAAGGUUUUGUUGCAGGCCAAAGAGAAAAUAUCCCAGAUGGAGGAGAUGAGUCGACUAAUGAUGAGUGAGAACCAGUCGUCUCAGGCCCGCAAUACCCUGCUCAAGGACCGACUGCAGAAUCUCAAAGAACACAUUAUCAAAGAGCGGGGAAUGCCUUGGAUGGUGCUACAAGCACAUCUAGACAAAAUAGCCAAGGUCUGCAAGAAAAUAUUCCAAAACAUGCCCGCCAUCCGUAGACAGCGAGCCAUGGAAAGGAGGGCCUCAGCUGGUUCUCCAGGGAGUGCGUCCAAAGGGAACCAGCAAGUAUUGUACAAGAGGUCUGGCAUUCUUUCCCGUCCAUCUUCGUCUGCUACUUCAACGGUCACCAAUGGACCAGUGCCAAUACAGAUGGUUUCCUCCGAACAGGUCAGAACCAUGGCAAAGCACCAGGAGAUGGCCCGCGCCAGAGAGAACAUUCCUGCACGACCCGACAUCUAUAUAGACUAUGCAGAAGAAGAGAAUGAAAUUUGUGAAGACAUUUUGAGGCGCGAGGAAAAAAAACGCCGCAAACAGAUUCAUGAUGUUAAUAUCAAUGACGACCUUUCUUUUGAAAUCGGUGACCUUCCGAGUUUGUUUAGGAAGUCAGAAUACACAGGCGGACAAUCUUUUGUGGACAGUAAUUCAAAAACACCAGGAAAUGAAGUCAGUAUUUCUGAAACUGAUGAUGAUCGAGUGAUUAUUGCAGACGAUUACGAUGAUUCAGGGAAAAAGUCGGUCUACAGACUGAACUCGUCCAACCCAGUGGUAGAGGUCCCCAUGAACAACAGCGGAAAAAUAGCCAUAGCCAGCCUACAGAAUGAGGCGCUGCAGAACUCUAGCCAGUGUGAAGACAGCUUUGAGGAGGAAGAGAGGCCCAUGCUGGUCAUCUCUGAAGUUAAAAGCCUCUCUGAUGACUCCUGAUAGCGACAGAAGUAGUAGAUAUGUGUAUAACAAAAUGUUCCUAUGAAGUGAUUAUAGAAAUUCCUCUUAAGGCAAUUUGAAUAGUAUUGAAUUCAUCACUAAUUUUAUAAUAGUUCUAUCAUGUAAGAACAAUUUCAGAUUGAGAAUAUUACAAAUUUCCACUUCUUAUUCUUAUGAUUUUUUUAAUAUGUUACUUAUUAAUUUGUCAUUCCUGCUUAGUUAGAAACUUCCAGUAUAGAGCUAUGAGAUUAAUUGCUGUAGAAAUCCAGUGUUGGGCUGUAUAGAGAGCAUAUACUAGUUAACAUGAUAUGAUGAAGUUUGUUUUUUAGAGUUGCACAUGAAGGUAUCUGUGCAAAGCCCUCGAUACAUAUGUGUGAUAAUGAUAAAACCUUGUUAGAAAAUAUUAUGUGUUCAUACUUUGUUAUUUCUGAUCAUUGAAGUAUAUCUUAUGUUUUGUAUGAAAUCCGAUGCUGUUGAAGCCAGUUCUUGCUUGUGUCUUUGAUGAUGAUGAAUACUGAACUAAUGUUUGGUGAAGUUUAUUUGAAAAUGUGUUCAUGGUGUGAAUUGUUUAAACCAAUCAUAUACAUCAUACAUUGUAUGAAUGUGUGUAAGACUGUAUUGUGACCAUCCAUGUGUGUCAGAUGAACUGGCUUUGUGUGUAAGGUGUGUAAUUAUCCAGUCAUGUGUAGACAUUGAAUGUGUAUUGGACUGGCUGUGAGUUUGUUAUGUUGUGUAUUGGCCAGUCUUGUGAAUAAGACAUCGAACGUGUAUUGGACACUGAAUGUACACUGUUAUGAAUUAUCACGUAUCUGUGUAUGUCCUUUAGCUACCAGUGUGUGUGUGUGUGUGUGUUUAUUACUUUCUACACAUUAUAUUCAGUACACAUACAUGUAACUAGUGUUAUAUCCUAUGAUGGGGCUUGUUUCUUUCAUUGCAGACAGGACAGUGUGUAUUGUAACACGGAUCUUGGAAGCCUGAUGCUUGAUGCGGGUAUCAUUACAAGCUUGCAGAAUAAUAAAUCCUUUGUAUAUGAAACGUC